Messenger RNA from Chaetomium globosum CBS 148.51, 1842 nucleotides. RefSeq lists its product as uncharacterized. The record is from RefSeq and is a predicted model, not a curated record. Lineage: Eukaryota; Fungi; Ascomycota; Sordariomycetes; Sordariales; Chaetomiaceae. Gene Ontology annotation, cellular component: cytoplasm. The coding region runs from base 1 to 1842 and encodes 613 amino acids. The transcript is spliced from 2 exons.
AUGUCGCUGCCGCCGAGUUCGCCUCGGCUACCCAGUCCGCCCCCUCCGGCCGAGAUUCAACGAACACCGAAGUCGCCGCUGAUGGGUCCCAAUGCAGCGCGCCAGGCUGCCCAAAUCGAACAGACGGCGAUCGAUACAAAUGCCAAACGGCGCAUCCACCCGGGUACGAAGUCGGCCGACAUGGCUGCUGGCCCUCCACUCGUCCCGUUGCAUGAGGAACACCUAGCAGCCUUGCAUUAUCACCAUACCUCGAGCCACACGACGCCUAUCAGCCGCGAUACUGCAAAGCUGCUAGCAACCCCGCCGCCCGGCAUCGACAAGACACUAUGGUUGUACGAGCUCUGUCGCUUCCUGAUCGCGCAGUGCAACACCCUGAUUGUUGGCUUCCUGUUCGAUACUCCGCCAUGCAGCGCCGCCACUUGCCCCGAGAUGCGGGCGGGUGAGUGGCAGUUCCUAUGCGCCGUGCACGACGCCCCUAAGAGCUGCUGCGCCAUCGAUUAUUGCUGUCACACCCUCGACUGGGCCACCAACAUCGUGACGAACCCCAAGAUCUUUCCGAGCCGUUUCGUCGUUGACGCCCACGACAAGAACACGGCCCUCAAGAACCUCGUUAAUGUGUUUCGCCGCCUGCACCGCAUCUUCGCGCACGCCUGGUUUCAGCACCGCGGCGUGUUCUGGUCCGUAGAGGGCCAAGGCGGUCUCUAUGUCUUCUUCAAGACCGUGUGUGAUGUUUACGACCUCCUACCGGCGGAGAACUACAAGUUGCCACCCGAAGCGGAAGGCUUAGACAGCAACUCGGGCGCGGCGGACCUCGGGGACCGAGGUGACAGGAGACAGCAGCAACAACAACCACAGCUGUUAGGCCCCAUCUCAAUCGCGAAACCUCCAUCUCAGCGUGAUGGCGAGGACGGGGAUUACUCUUCCGUGAGCCGCACCAACACGAGGAGACACAUUAAGAGCAGUCCCUCGACGGGAAGCGCCGUUACGACGGUGCCUGAGGCAGACGAGGACGACGGCUCCGACCUCUCCCACAGGCUACGCGGAAUGCGCAUCUCAGCGCCCCCAUCGGUGGCCGAAGACGAAAGGGAGUCGGCUACCAUCCCAGUGAUAGUGGAGCACAAACCCUUAACCGCGGCCGAACACCCAAUCCGACCGCCCAGUGUAAUUCCGCCACCGGGGGCAGAAACAGGCGGAAGCCAAGUGAAACAAGAGCCAGCGCCGGACGUCGCCAUGCAAGAGGCAGACACACCGGGGCCAGAACACGAUUUUGCCACGGAGCCCGAAGCCCCAGCUCAAACCCUCCCCGACUCUACUACCUCCGAACCAAAACCGGAACACCAGCCCGAACCCGAAUCCACAGCAGAGCCUCAGCUGGAAGAAGCCCAAUCAGCGACGCCAGCCAAAGAACCCAGCACCACCACUGCCGCUGCUGAGGAGCCCGCGCCGGAAACCAAACCGGAACCCGAGGAGGAGGCAAGCGGAAAGCCCGAGUCGGAUGCAGUGACUGCCGAAAAGCCAGACGCAGGGGAUGCGCCCUCCUAUCUCCCACUGACGGACGACAAGAAGGCGAAAAGCAAGGACGAGCAAACGACAGAGUCAGAAUCCGCUGCCGGGCUUGACACCGAGUCACAAGCUACUGCCGCUGUUGAUUCAGAGGAGGAUGCCGAGACGGCUACGGUUGUCGGAGCGGAUGAGGCUGGCGAGGGGGCACCGGCUGAUGAUGCCAGGAGCGAAGCAGACACCGUGGUAGGGGAGGAUAAGAAGGGCGACGAGGAGAAGCCGGCGGAGGCGGAGCCGACCGAGGAGAAGAAACCUGCUGGAGAGAAGGGUGACCAGGAUUAA